Molecule: messenger RNA, 3029 nt
Organism: Salvelinus fontinalis (brook trout)
Lineage: Eukaryota; Metazoa; Chordata; Actinopteri; Salmoniformes; Salmonidae
Product: XK-related protein 9-like
Exons: 5
Coding region: 511-1677 (388 amino acids)
Biological process (GO): phosphatidylserine exposure on apoptotic cell surface; apoptotic process involved in development; engulfment of apoptotic cell
Cellular component (GO): plasma membrane
Source: RefSeq, a predicted model, not a curated record
CACACACACACACACACACACACACACACACACACACACACACACACACACACACACACACACACACACACACACACACACACACACACACACCCAGCCCAGGCGUUGAAUCCAUAAAGACGUAUGAUUGCUUGGUGUUGGUUACAGUUGGCGCCGCUAGGGUGGAGCUCCAGGAAAGAGACGGACUUUGGAGCAGUGUGCCUGGUCAUUUGGUUCACUGACAGAGGAGAGGAGGACUAGUGAAGACCCACCGGUCAUGAGGAACUUUUCAUCUCAAACAUUAUUGGGGACAGAAUAGUCUCGGGAAAUCUCAGUCCUGUCGGAACAUUGUUUACUAACCCGUCCAGAACCACCAACUCUAAAAACAAGCUCAGCCAGUAUUACCAAGCCACAGCAUCUAAUUCAUGAAUUUCCACUUGCUCAUGCAUUGAAGUCACUGGGAGGCUAAGUGAACAUUUGAUUUAAGUGGAAAUUAGGAUUUACCGUUAAGCAAAACCCUGACCAGCAAACAUGCUUCAAACAGACUCGGAGUUCACUAAAACACGAUGGAUCUGUACAAUCAUAGGACUGGGCUUUUACCUGGUGGACAUUGUGACAGAUGUGGCACUAGCAGUGAAGUACUUCCUGGUCGGAAAACUGGUCUGGGCUGGACUGACUCUACUGUUUGUGGUGAUUGGAUCAGCAGCCUCACAGGUCUUCAGCUACACCUGGUACAGAGAUGACAUGAGGAACCCACUGUUUAAUCCUGGUGGAGACAAGCUGAUAUCUGGGAUGAACAGAGGAAGACUGAUUGGACUCCAUGUUAUGCAGAUGGGCAUCUUCACCAGGUACUACCACCUGUUGAAGGCAGGAUACAGGGCGGUGUGGUCCAAGUCACCUGGGACCGUUGAAUUCCCCAGAGAGGUCCACCUGGUCCUGUUUGGUAAGGCGACCGAUCUGAGCAUGCUCAAACUGUUUGAGACGUUCCUGGAGAGUGUUCCUCAGCUCCUCUUCCAGUUGUAUAUCCUGCUGGGCGGUGGACACAAGUCCACAAUACAAUGCAUCUGCAUGGUGGGCUCAUUCAUCAACAUCGCCUGGGCUAUAGUGGACUACCGCCGGUGUCUCCGCCGAUCCUUACCCCAGGUCCGAGAGAUGCCUUCUGGCCUCCCUACCUUCGUCUACCUCCUGUACAAGCUGUUGACCAUCACCUCUCACAUCCUCAGCCUCAGCCUCUUCCUCAUCCUCAGCCCCUACAGUACCCUGGGAAUGGCUGUCGUCUGGCUGGCUGGAACCCUCUGGGCCCAUUGGGUCCGUACUGACUUCUGCAAGUCUAAAGGUCUAGAGAGGCUCUAUCGGAUCAUUGUGGGAGUCGUCCUCGUAUUCACCUUCUUUAACGUGAAAGGACAGGAUACACGUUGGCCGAUGGCUGUGUACUACGUUCUCUUUACGUUAGUGAACUUCUCUGGUCCCUUGCUGCUGGUUCUGGUGAGGCCAGAGUCUAACGAUACUGAUUACUUCUGGCCGGUGACUCUGCUGAUAUUUGGAGGGACCGUUCUAGGGCUGGCCUGUCUGCUCGUGUAUUAUACUGUCUACCACCCCAGAGGGAGGAGUCUACAGGCAGAUGAGGUGGAUGGACACAUGGGACAGGAGAGAGAACCAGAUACAAUGUUGAGAAUGAGGAACUUCCUACAGCUCUGAGGCUCACCUUCCUAUUUACCACAUAUUCAAUGGAGGAGUUAAAAUGACAAUCAGGCAUUUGAAAAACAACAAAGGUGUCACCCAGUCACGUUGUUUUGUUAAACAGCUAAGGGGGAUGGGUUGGAGAAAUGUAACUGCUAAGACAAACUCUGGUUGGUGGACUGUCUAUUUGGUGAACUGUCUAGCUGGUGGACUGUCUAGUUGGUGGACUGUCUAUAUGGUGGACUGUCUAGUUGGUGGACUGUCUAUAUGGUGGACUGUCUAUUUGGUGGACUGUCUAGCUGGUGGACAGUCUAGUUGGUGGACUGUCUAGUUGGUGGACUGUCUAGCUGGUGGACUGUCUAGCUGGUGGACUGUCUAGCUGGUGGACUGUCUAGCUGGUGGACAGUCUAGCUGGUGGACAGUCUAGCUGGUGGACAGUCUAUUUGCUGGAUUGUCUAGUUGGUGGACUGUCUAGCUGGUGGACAGUCUAUUUGGUGGACUGUCUAUUUGGUGGACUGUCUAUUUGGUGGACUGUCUAGCUGGUGGACAGUCUAUUUGGUGGAUUGUCUAUUUGGUGGACUGUCUAGCUGGUGGACUGUCUAUUUGGUGGACUGUCUAGCUGGUGGACUGUCUAGCUGGUGGACUGUCUAGCUGGUGGACAGUCUCGCUGCUGGAUUGUCUAGCUGGUGGACUGUCUAGCUGGUGGACUGUCUAGCUGGUGGACAGUCUAUUUGGUGGACUGUCUAGCUGGUGGACUGUCUAGCUGGUGGACUCUGACUGUCAUCCUUUUAGUUUCUAAGUCACCUCAGCCUUCUUUUAUCUUAUCAGUUUCUGUUCCUCCAGUCUUACAGCUGCUCCCUUUACAGUAAGCUGCUCCCUUUACAGUAAGCUGCAGGCUAGACAGGUUUUGUUAAUUUUGUCUUGUGACAUCAUAUCAUAUGAUCGUUCUCACGCACCCUCAGGAGAUCAAAGUCUCAUUUCCUUUUUUUUUUUUCUGCUCUGAAAGACCCGAACAGGUAAAAGGGACUGUGAUAUUUGUCCACUACAAUUUUGCCUACAGAAUGGUCUCAGCUGAGAUGAAUGAGAGGACAUAUUGAGACACACCGCCUCUUCUAUGUUGAUUCAUGAUGUCAAUACAAACAGAGAACAGAAGGUGACUUCCUUCACAGGUUUACGGCCACCUAGCCUUUUAGGGUAAAGUAAGAAGACGUUGUUAUGGACUCGCUCAAUGAUGUGUUACAGACUCUUUUAUUGAAUGACUGAUGUAUUUCAUCUCUGACAUACUUUCCACAGUGUUAUUCUGUCAUGUGAUCUGUAUUAAGUAUUCUGAUGUUUUGUGUAGUAUUUACCGUCUGUAAAUGCACUUUAAA